UACAGCAGAGAGAGAGAAGGAGAGAGAAACUAAUGAACAGUUUUUCUUUCACAGCUAUCAGUUUCUUUCACUAAGCCUUCCAAAACCCGAGCCUCUGCAGAAGACUAAACCCUUGGGCGUUACCUUCAGAAAUGGACAGAAGCUUGUACACUCUCAUUUUCGAGAACCCGAAAAAUUUUUUUAAAGGAAGGAGUCAACUUUGGCUUUGAGUGUUUGGCCUGGGUACAAUGCCUUUAAAAAGCAGAUGACCAGCUUAGCUACUGACCAUGCUGACCAUUGUCCAGAACUGGAUCACAUUACACAAAAAUAGCGAAUGGCUUUCUCUUAUAAAAUAUCAGAACAGAGCACAAUUCCUGAGCACAUUUUGCAGAACUCCUUUCAUCACUUAAUCUUUGCUAACUGGUCUGGAUUACAGACAGAAUCGAUACCAGAGGAAAUGAAACAGAUUGGUGAGCAACAGGGAAAUAAACCACGCUGGGCAGCUCUUCUGAUACUCAUGGUGAUAAUACCCACAAUUGGUGGGAACAUCCUGGUUAUUCUGGCUGUUUCACUGGAGAAAAAGCUGCAGUAUGCUACCAAUUAUUUUCUCAUGUCUCUGGCAGUGGCUGAUUUGCUGGUUGGAUUGUUUGUGAUGCCGACUGCCCUCUUGACAAUAAUGUUUGAGACUAUGUGGCCCCUCCCACUUGUUCUAUGUCCUGCCUGGUUAUUUCUUGACGUUCUUUUUUCUACUGCAUCCAUCAUGCAUCUCUGUGCCAUUUCCGUGGAUCGCUAUGUAGCCAUCAAAAAGCCAAUCCAGGCCAAUCAAUAUAACUCACGAGCCGCAGCAUUCAUCAAGAUUACAGUGGUAUGGUUAAUUUCAAUAGGCAUUGCCAUUCCAGUACCUAUUAGAGGGAUAGAAACUGAUGUGGGGAACCCAAGCAACAUCACCUGUGUGCUGACAAAGGAUCGUUUCGGCAACUUCAUGCUCUUUGGCUCGCUGGCUGCCUUCUUCACACCUCUGGCAAUCAUGAUUGUCACCUACUUUCUCACUAUCCAUGCUUUACAGAAGAAAGCUUACUUGGUCAAAACCAAGCCACCUCAACGCCUAACGUGGCUGGCUGUGUCUACAGUUUUCCAAAGGGAUGGAACACCUUGCUCAUCACCUGAAAAGGUGGCAAUGCUGCAUGGUUCCCACAAGGACAAAACUCUGCCCAACUCAAGUGAUGACAUACUUAGGCGAAUAAUGUCCACAGUUGGAAGAAAGUCCACGCAGACCAUUUCCAAUGAACAGAGAGCCUCCAAGGUUCUAGGGAUUGUUUUUUUUCUCUUUUUGCUUAUGUGGUGCCCCUUUUUUAUUACAAAUAUAACUUUAGUUUUAUGUGAUUCCUGCAACCAGACUACUCUCAAAAUGCUCCUAGAAGUAUUUGUGUGGAUAGGCUACGUUUCCUCAGGGGUGAAUCCUUUGGUCUACACCCUCUUCAAUAAGACAUUUCGGAACGCAUUUGGCCGAUACAUCACCUGCAAUUACCGGGCCACGAGAUCAGUAAAAACUAUCAGAAAAUGCUCCAGCAAUAUCUACUUCCGAAAUCCAAUGGCAGAGAACUCUAAGUUUUUCAUGAAACAUGGAAUGCGAAAUGGGAUUAAUCCUGCCAUGUACCAGAGCCCAAUGAGGCUCCACAGUUCAAACAUUCAGGCUUCCUCAAUCAUUCUACUAGAUACACUUCUCCUCACAGAGAAUGAAGGUGACAAAACUGAAGAGCAAGUCAGUUAUGUAUAGAAGGAAUGUCAGUUUUCAUCUAAAUAAUAUAACGAUGAGUGAGGUAAUUAAGCAGAUAUAAAUGUACCAAGAAUUAUGUAAAGGAGAACUUUAUGUCAUGUAUCAAAUCAUCUCUUUAAAAUAAGAGUUAUCUUUUAAGAUUAUAU
Messenger RNA from Callorhinus ursinus (northern fur seal), 1902 nucleotides. RefSeq names its product 5-hydroxytryptamine receptor 2B (gene HTR2B). Gene Ontology annotation, cellular component: plasma membrane; dendrite. The record is from RefSeq and is a predicted model, not a curated record. Gene Ontology annotation, biological process: release of sequestered calcium ion into cytosol; regulation of behavior; G protein-coupled receptor signaling pathway, coupled to cyclic nucleotide second messenger. Gene Ontology annotation, molecular function: neurotransmitter receptor activity; G protein-coupled serotonin receptor activity. Lineage: Eukaryota; Metazoa; Chordata; Mammalia; Carnivora; Otariidae.